CCCAGGGCCGCAGAUAGCACAGCCCCUACCGUAGUAGUCACAUGAGCGCGAUCGUGCCGUUGUUGCUCGGCUAUACGUAAUAGGCAACUCCGAGGUUGCCUAGUGCAAUGUAUUAUGUCCGUCGAUCGCAGUUGAUCGCCUUCGAAAUGCGUCGUGAUAUAUAAGCCACGGGAGACUCCCUGUGAUCCCCCAGUGCUUGCCCCGCACGCCCACAUUCGUUAUGUUGCCGCUCCUUUUUCUGGGAUACUCGUUGUUCUCACCAGCUCUUCUUGCCAGGGGCCAACUCGCCGCGGCGGAAGCGUACACUCCCACUCGCGUAGCAUGCCCGCCGGACACCUCCCUCGUCCGCCUCGCCGGCACGGGCACCAACCAGUCCCUCAGUCCCUCCGAGUCGACCUACGUAUCAUCCCGACAGUCUCUCGUGCUCCCUUCCGCGUGGCAGAGCUACCUCGCCAACGUCCAGCAACAAAUCGAGGCCCAAAACGUUUCCGCCCUGCCGUCCUAUGUAGCUGACAUUCUCAGCGGCGCGAACGGCUCGAGCGCAUACCCGACGUUCGGUAUCGCCACCAGUGGCGGCGGCUACCGGGCUGCCAUCGUCGGCGCCGGUGCGCUCAACGCCCUUGACGGCCGGAACUCUUCAGCCGCGGAGGCGGGGACCGGCGGGCUGCUCCAGGCCGCUACUUACAUCACUGGCCUGUCCGGCGGUAACUGGCUGGUCACGUCCCUCGCUCAGGCGGACUUCCCGACUCUGCCGGAGCUUGUAUUCCAGCCCAACGAUUCGUCGGGGUGGGGAGGCUGGAACGCGCAGUAUUCUCUCGCAUCGCCGACCUCGGAUACGGUGCAGGACCUCGCGUAUGACGUGGACCUCGUCACGGAGAUCCAGGGCAAGUUCCUCGCUGGGUACCCUGUGAGUAUCGUCGACUUGUGGGCGCGCAUUCUGGCGAGGCAUUUCGCGAAUGGGACGAAUGCGAAUAACUACUUUGACUCGUCUGUGCCACACGGGGCAGGUAUCACGUUUUCGUCUUUGACUAAUCUCUCUACGUUCGCGUCGUACUCACAGCCAUUCCCCAUCGUUGUGGUAGAUUCGCGCUCCUGGAACGCGAAUUUCUCGAACAUUUACCCUGGCUCGAAUGACAACGUCCCUCUGACCAACCCUAUAUACGAGUUCAGCGCCUAUGAAAUGGGCUCCUUUGAUCCCAGCUUGGCUGCGUUUACGCCUAUGGAAUACCUCGGCACCGAGCCUGGAAGCGACACCUGCACGGUCGGCUUCGACCAACUAUCCUUCAUCGCUGCGACGUCAUCCAACGUCUUCAGUAGCCUCAACUAUUCAUCUUUCCUCAAUGGCACUAACCUACUCACGCCGCUCCUUGAGUUGUUCACCCAGCUGAGCAACGACACUGCAUCGCUGGAUUGGCUCGUCACUUCUCGAGUCCCCAACCCAUUCUAUGGACUCAACGAGGGCGCGUACCUUGAUUGGAAUGCAACCGAGCUUGCGUUGGUAGACGGAGGCGACGACGGCGAGGGUAUUCCGUUCAUUCCCCUGCUGGCGAAGGCUAGGGGAGUAGACGUCAUAUGGGCUACCGAUGGUAGCGGAAACAUCACUAACUGGGCUGAUGGAUCCGUCGUGAGCGCUACACAAGCUCGCACGGCUCUCAUGCCUUCCACCUAUGACUUCCCGCCCGUGCCUACCGACGCCGCAACGUGGCACGACGAGGAGCUGACGACCCAUCCUACCUUCUUCGGGUGCAAUUCCUCCUCUCCCGUCCCUCUCCUCAUCUACCUCGCCAAUGGAUCCCCGCCUCUCGGCCAAGCAGCGCUCACCAAUAUCACCACUCUCCAGCUGGCGUUCGAGGGGGACGACAUCGACGCUGCAAUGUCGCAGAUGUUCGACAUGACUACGCAGGGGUUGGCGACGGAGGUGGAUGGCGUGUGGACGAAGGACCCGGAGUGGCCUGCAUGCUUGGCGUGCGCGGUUGUCGAUAGGAGCAGGGCGAAGGCUGGGGUUGAGCGGAGCGGGGUGUGUGAGACGUGCAUGCAGAGAUACUGCUGGAGCUAGGGCUCAAUCUGUUUCGUCGGACACUUGCGUGGGACA
Molecule: messenger RNA, 2092 nt
Organism: Fomitopsis serialis
Lineage: Eukaryota; Fungi; Basidiomycota; Agaricomycetes; Polyporales; Fomitopsidaceae
Product: lysophospholipase
Exons: 7
Coding region: 221-2056 (611 amino acids)
Biological process (GO): glycerophospholipid catabolic process
Cellular component (GO): cytosol
Molecular function (GO): A2-type glycerophospholipase activity
Source: RefSeq, a predicted model, not a curated record